Messenger RNA from Cylas formicarius (sweet potato weevil), 8371 nucleotides. It is a transcript of the gene garz, whose product is annotated as Golgi-specific brefeldin A-resistance guanine nucleotide exchange factor 1. Gene Ontology annotation, molecular function: guanyl-nucleotide exchange factor activity. The record is from RefSeq and is a predicted model, not a curated record. The coding region runs from base 89 to 5608 and encodes 1839 amino acids. Gene Ontology annotation, biological process: regulation of ARF protein signal transduction. The transcript is spliced from 23 exons. NCBI's taxonomy places the organism in Eukaryota, Metazoa, Arthropoda, Insecta, Coleoptera, Brentidae.
CCGACAACAGAUAAAUAAAUGUAGACGUGUUCCUCUAUUAUUAGAAAUGUAAACAUUCUGUUAAUAAAAUAAAACCAAAUAAUUGAAAAUGACUCUACCCGGUAAUGGAAUAUUUGUCGUCAAAGGCGAGCUAACCAUUUUGAUAACUGCUAUUCGUCGGGGAUCCCGAUGGUCCUCUCACUCUUACCAAGAUCAAGAUGUUGAAGGGUUAACGCGCAAUUUUCAAGAUUUAAAGGGGAUCCUGAGCAAAAUUGACGAUCUGAGGCUGAUCGAGCCAGAUAUAUUUUUGUCGCCGUUUCUUGAUGUGAUCCGCUCGGAAGAAACCACAGGACCUGUUACAAGUUUGGCUCUAGCAGCUGUCAAUAAGUUUCUAUCGUAUGGUCUCAUAGAUCCGACGCGUAGCUGCGUCCCUCAGACAGUUCACAAAAUAGCGGACGCGGUUACUCACGCAAGGUUCGUCGGAACCGACCAUUCUUCAGACGGGGUAGUUUUAAUGCGAAUUUUGCAAGUUCUACGGACUUUAACGUUAGCGCCUGAAGGAACAAUGCUUACCAAUGAAAGUUUAUGUGAAAUAAUGCUAUCGUGUUUUAGAAUAUGCUUCGAAACUCGGAUACACGAAUUAUUAAAAAAAACAGCAGAACACUACUUGAAAGAUAUGGUUCAACUCGUAUUUAUGAGGUUACCUCAGUUUUCGGAUGAUAUUAGGACCGUGGUUAUAAAGCAGUUGAAAAUGAAACCCGGAGCUAUGGAUCAGACGAGGACGAAAAGAAAGCACCGAUCUUCGUUUCGGAAAGUAGACAAGGAUGGGGGUGACAUCAGUGCCGCUAAGGCUUCAGUUGCCAAGGUCGACAAUGUGGUGAAAAGCGUUUCUGGGGAUUCUAUGACCCUACAAAAAAAUAUAGUAGAUAUGCAAGGUUCAAUAUCUCAGGAUUCCAAUUCUAAGGUCGAUCCAGCUGAUGGCCCUUUAAUCACUGAGGAUAAUGAGGAGCCCCACAAAGUUAAUUUCGAGCUAUUGACAGAAAUUUCCAAUGCAGAGGAAGAUAAAACUGUGGAAAAUGUUACAAACUCGAGCGAAAAUAUAGGAGAAUCGCGAGCGAUCGUUUCCAGAUCCAAUUCCAUGCCUGUCGAAUCGUCCGAGUCGAACAAGGAAUACGUCAACGAACGAGGUAUUAGGUUCACGCCGCAGAUGAAAGAUGAUGUUAUUUUACUACCCUAUGGUCUGGCUUGCGUGAGGGAGCUCCUGCGAUUUCUGAUAAGCCUUUGCAAUCCCAACGAGAAGCAAAACACCGAGGUUAUGAUCCAUCUAGGGCUGAGCUUAUUAACGGUCGCUUUCGAAGUGGGUGCCGAUAGCAUCGGAAAGCACCCCGCUUUGUUAACCCUGGUCAAGGACGAACUGUGCAGGAAUUUAUUUUCGCUCUUGAACUCCGAAAGGCUUUCGAUAUUCGCCGCGGACCUUCAAGUUUGUUUCUUGAUGUUCGAGUCGCUUCGAACCCAUCUGAAAUUUCAAAUGGAAUGUUACCUGACCCGCCUGAUUGAUAUAAUAAUUAGUGAAUCGUUAAAGGUUACUUACGAGCAUAAGGAGAUCGCACUGGAUAAUAUCCUUCAGCUUUGGAGGAUACCGGGCUUCGUCAACGAGCUAUACAUUAAUUACGAUUCGGAUAUAUAUUGUACCAAUCUCUACGAAGAUCUUACGAAGUUAUUAGCGAAAAACGCUUUUUCCGCGACAAACGGCAUUUAUCAGACCCAUUUGUUAUCUUUGGACGCUUUAUUGACCGUGAUAGAAGGCAUAGAAACGCAUUGCUGCGAAUCGAAGGGCGGAAACUUUGCACCAGGAACCGCAAAUAAAUUCGCCGAAAACUGCGGCCGAAUUAGGUUUUCCGAGAACGUGCCCCCUUUGGAACGGUUACUAGCGAAAAAGAACAUCAAAAAGUGGCUCCCUCAAGGUACCGAAUAUUUCAACGCCAAACCGAAAAAGGGCGUGCAGUUUCUUCAGGAGCACGGCGUGCUGAAAUCGGACACUGAUUUCCGCGAGAUAGCGCUGUUCCUCAGGGAGAAUCCGGCGUUGGACAAGAAAAUGAUCGGGGAGUACAUCGGCAAUAGAAACAACCUAGCGAUUCUGGACGCGUUUGUGAAAACGUUCGAUUUCGCCGGGGUGAGAAUCGACGAGGCCCUGAGAAGUUUCCUGGAGACGUUCCGGUUGCCGGGCGAGGCACCGACCAUAUCUCUGAUAAUGGAACAGUUCGCGGAACACUGGCACAAAAGUAAUGGCGAGCCAUUUGCCGAUGUCGACUCGGCGUUUACGCUAGCGUAUGCGGUGAUCAUGUUGAACGUUGAUCAGCACAACCAGAACGCAAAGAAACAAACCACUCCGAUGAGCGACAGGGCCUUUAAAAAAAACCUUCAAGGAUGUAACGGCGGUAAUGAUUUCGAAGAGGGGAUGUUGGAUGAAAUUUACAACACUAUCAAGAACAAUGAAAUUGUAAUGCCCGCGGAACAGGUGGGCAUCGUGAGGGAGAACUACCUCUGGAAGGUUUUACUUCGCAAGGGUAAUUCCAAGGAAGGCGUUUACGUGCACGUACCCCAUGGUACUUACGAUUCGGAACUGUUUCGGAUCAUUUACGGACCCAUCGUCGCGGCCCUAUCCUUUGUCUACGAAAAAUCGGAAGACUCCGCGGUUUACGAUAGGGCCAUGCUGGGUUUCCAAAAAUGCGCCUCCGUUUCCGCCCACUUCGGCAUGUCGAAGAAUUUGGACAUGCUUAUCCUUUCCCUCUGCAAGUUCACGAUUUUCUAUAACCAAAGGAGACAGAGUAAUCUAUCGGUCCAGUUUGGUGGCAACCAAAAAGCUCAACUGGCUCUAAAAACGGUGUUUUCUCUGAUACAUCUAUACGGCGAUACGAUAAGGGAAAGCUGGAAGUACAUCCUCGAUCUGAUAUUGUCGUUGUAUUCGAAUAAUUUGCUCCCGAAAAGUUACGCGGAAGCCGAGGAUUUCAUCAGUCCGAAUGGGAAAAUCGCGUUAGUCUACGAAGAGACGGAAAACCCCCAAAAGCCGGACACAGGUCUUUUAAGCUCUCUAUACUCUUACAUGGUCUCAACGGAGAACCUCUCCAAAAAUCCCACACCCGACGAGCAGCAUUGCAUCGAGCUGACCAAGGAGUGCAUAAAAGACUGCAACUUGGAUCAGCUGAUAACCGACUCCAAGUUUCUCCACGAGGACGCCCUCUCGGAGUUAAUUAGGGCGUUCAUUGAGCUUUGCAGGGGUCCGGAUUUUCAAAAAAACGUCGGCUACAAUUACAACGAAAACGUUACCGUGUUCUUUAUGGAGCUGAUGUUUAAAGUGGUCAUACAAAAUCGGGAUCGGGUAAUGACGGUUUGGCAUUUGGUCCGCGACCACAUCUACACAUUGGUCAUGAACGCUUCCGUCUUCGAUUAUCAGUUCCUGCUCGAACGUUCGGUGAUCGGUCUAUUGAGAAUCGCCAUACGAUUGAUGAGAAACGAGGACAUGUGCCCCAUAGUCAUACAAUCUUUGCGGAUGUUGCUCUUGUUGAAGAGCAACACGCUGUGCAGGAUCUCGCGGCAGAUUUCUUUCGGUUUGUACGAACUGUUGAAGACCUCCGCGCAGAAUAUUCACAGCAGCGCGGAUUGGACGAUCAUUUUCACGUUGCUGGAGUGCGUCGGGGCAGGGGCGCAGCCGCCCAGGCCCGUGGCCGACGACGGCAGCUACAUAGAUCACGGAACGAAAUCCGACGGUGAAAAUCAACGAAACAGCGACGAAGAAAACGCCAGUCCGGACAGGGGCUACACCUCCGAUUCGGAGCUGACCAAAAGCCCCAAACACAAUCAGGAGAGGUCCCAGAGCCCUAUUAUUCUUCCCGUAUCCCCUGUAGGCACCCCGAAUACGGGUGGUUGGAUUUUGGUGGGUAAUGAGGGAGAAAUUCAACCGGUGGUGGGUCGAACCCUGCCUCCCACCCAGUACAGUAUAGCUUUGGAGCAGAAUUUGGGACCUCACGAUCCCAUCAGUUUGAUCAAGUGCUGCGAGAGUUUGGCGUUUUUGGUUCGAGACGUAGCUCACAUCACCCCGUACAAUUUCGACAUGUGCGUGCAUUGCAUCCGGACUUUUGUUGAAGCGAGCUUACAGGAGACUAGGAAAAGUAAAAAGUACAGCGAGAGAGAGUCUAGGCCUAGAAAAAAGGCUAGUUUACAUAGGCGAACGGAAGCUGUAAAAUCCAGGAGCCCCGCGAGCAGCCCCGACGAGGAAGGGGACAGCGAUAGCGACGAUUUCCCUAGCGGGUAUCACCAUUUGUUGCUAGAUCUCAUGCACACGUUGCACACGAGGACGGCCCAGAUUUUCAAGUGGUGGGCCGAGGAAGGGGGCGAAAUUGCCCAAGAGACGUCCCUCUGGACGCAAGGCUGGUGCCCCCUGCUCCAGGGUAUCGCGAGAAUGUGUUGCGAUAGACGGGAGGAGGUUCGGAUGAGUGCCAUAGCGUUCCUCCAGAGGGCGCUUUUAGUUCACGACUUGCAAACGUUGAGCGGUCAGGAGUGGGAACAGUGUUUCCAUCGAGUGUUAUUCCCAUUGCUGAAUUACCUGUUACAGCAGCCGGUCAACUCGAAGGAGCCCGUGUCGAUGGCCGAAUUUCGAAACAGGGGCGCCACCGUGCUCUCCAAGGUAUUUCUCCAUCACCUCACCCCCCUACUCACUCUGCCGACGUUCGGUUCGCUCUGGAACUUGAUUCUGGAUUUCAUGGAUAAGUACAUGCACGCGGAUAAGAGCGACAUACUUUACGAGGCCAUUCCGGAACUGUUAAAAAAUAUGCUUCUGGUGAUGAACUCGGCGAAAGUUUUCGACGGGCCGGACGGAAAAAACGCCCUGUGGCGUUCCACUUGGGAGAGGAUCGGGAAAUUUUUGCCCGAUUUGAAGGAUGAUUUGUUCAAAGAGCUCGAGGAAGCCAAGCCGCAGGAGGGUCGACAAGAUAACCUGUUCCCUAAACCGGUGAAUCCUAUGCAGCACAACAUAGAAAAUAUCACCAGAUCAAGCAUCAUUUUGCAGCCCCCCACUUCCCAGCAGCAGGUUUCGUCCCAUUUGUUUUCCCACCUUGGCCAGAUGGUGUCGACCCCAAUCGGAUCGACGCACCCGAGCGAAUCGAUAAUAUCCGUGCCGAAACAACCCGAAGCACUAACGACGAUCGUGAACUCGGUACCAAACUCAGCGCCGCACAUUAUGCAACCAACUUUGCAACCGGGCAUGCCCUACAUGACUAACUUAUUGACCGAGACGAGUCCGACCACCCAACAGCACACGUUUCCGGUUUUGUGUAACACUCCCGCGAUGGUACCCUCCACCACUACCACGGAAGUACAACCUUUGUCACUAUACGCCGAAUAUAUGGGCAAUCCUUAUACCAUUCAGUCUAGCGGAGCGCCAAACGAGCCGGCGCGGAUUAACGUCGACCAGACAAAAGCGCCAUCUGUGAAUUAUUUCCAAUCAUCGAAUUACUUUGGUAGCAACGAGGGCGUACCGUUUAUUCCAACGAGUGCGGAGAUAUUUUUCGGAGCCAAUAAGAACGUCCAGAACAUUCCAGUUACGAGCGACGCCGAUGGUGGAAACGUGUGAUAGCGUUACCAAAAUGUGAUCUACCGAUAAACGAGAGUGACCUAAGUGAUGUCGAAACUUUGCUAGAUAUGGGUAUUGGAUGAUCGUCAUUACUGAACAACAAAAAAUACUGAUACUAAUUUAAGUUUCCAUUUUUCAAGGGGUGGUUUGCGGUCUAUGGUGGAUUUAGUCUACUUUUAGGCAGUUGAUGAAUAUGAAACGACUGCAACUCUCAUACUGUUUACGAAUCCUCCCCUGAGUCGGUUGUUUAUAAAUCAAACUCACUUUGUUGGCCUCUUCAGAGUUAACUUAUUCUACUCUGUACCAGCUUAUAUACGGUCUGAGGGGGGCGGAGCUACACGUUGUCUCGGAUGACUUGAUUCCCAGAAGUAUGCGACGGGGAAACUCGUCUUACUCUUACAAACAAAAAGCAGCAGUAAGACUAAUGGCCAAUAUUUCAAGUCGCUAACAUGAUGGGUCGAUUUAAAAAAAAAAUCGAAUUCUCACGUUGCCUUGUUUAUAUAUCGCUGCUCCGGCAGAACAGUGACCGAACCCCAAAAAGUAUAAUUUUUCAGAAGCAAAAAAUGAAAAUAAAAUUUUGGUAUUUCUCCCUAAAACUUGGCAUGCAUAAUUGUGACUUUGAAAACGUUGUAUUAGCAAGUUUUAUAUAUAUAGUAAGUUUUACCAUAUAUAUUUAAGGAUUAAUGAUGACUUAACUCAAUUUUCAAAAAUUUUGCAUUUUAUUCUUGCAUGUAGUCAAUUCUUCUACCAAACAAAAAUCCGCGACUCCAUAGAAAUGUAUAAGCUGCUCUAGCUCCGCCCCCCUCAAACCAUAUAUAAGCAGGUACAGAGUAGACUGCGAGCCGGAUUCAGUUUAACUCUGAAGAAGCCAACAGUAUGAUUGGCGAAACGUCAGCAAACUCUAUUAAUCAACCAUGUAAGCAGGAAGUUUUGUGUGGGGAAGUUUGAAAAAAAAAAACAAAUGAAAGGAAUAAAUACCCUACCACGCGGCUUCCUUCAUUCCGUCGUCAAGAUUUAAUUUCUUCGCAUAUUUACGAAACUAUUUGUACAGGGUGUUAAAAAAAAUGCCAAGCUCAAUAGAAAAUCUAUAAGCUGCUCUAGCUCCGCCCCCCUCAAACCAUAUAUAAGCAGAUACAGAGUAGAUUGCGAGCUAGUUUCAGUUUAACUCCGAAGAAGCCAACAGUAUGAUUGAUGAAACGUCAGCAAGCUCUUUUAAUGAACAAUCUAAGCAGGAAGAAUUGUGUGUGGAAGUUUCUUUGAAAAAAAAAAAUGAAAGGAAUAAGUGCCCUACCACGCGAUUUACUUCAUUCAGUAGUCAAGAUUUAAUUUCUUCGGAUAUUUACGAAACUAUUUGUACAGGGUGUUAAAAAAAAGUGCCAAACGCUCGGCUGGUGUGAUUUCUUUAUAGUUUUCUUUAGUGUUUGUUUUUAAGAACUAAGAUUAUCGUGUAUUAACAGUUCGAAAAAUCAACGUCCACAAAAAUAUUUAUGUCAAUUUUAAUGAUGAAAGAUAAGAGUCAAAAAAGUCCUUCCGGUAUUAAAGCGAAAUUAGCUGGAGCAAAAAAUAUUUUACAUAUUUAUCAAUUUAUAUGGAUUUCUUUUCUUUGUUCGGAUGGCGACUCUCUAGACUAGCGUUAUGGCACAUUUUUUGAAACACGCUAUAUAGAGAUUCAAACUGGAAGCAAUACCAUAUUUAGAACCAGAUCAGGCUUGUAUACUUGAAUUUUCUUAGUUAAUUAACUAAGGACAACAAAUUAUAACCAUGUUGGGUAUGUGCUGGAAUUAAAAUAAAUAAAAAUAAAUUAACAAAUUGGGGGUCUCAGCUUAUAAUAUAAUUUUCUAAUAUUAAAAGCCUCCUAAAUAUUUUUUGCAAUAUGUCUCGUAAUACAAAAUUGAUCGUAAAUCUGAGAUGUGAACUGCCAAUUUAAAAUCAAUUUUUGGAACCAAAACAUCAUCAGGCACAGUGCCUAAAGGUAAUUUCUCUGCUUAUUUUCGAAAAUCAGAUUAGAUAAAAACGAAAACACGUGUAUAAGAGAAGGAAAAUUAAACUUUAAUUUUCCAAAUAUUUUCGUAUCAGAUAGCAUUUUAUUUUUAGUUAAUUUACGAAUAGUACCCCUCUCCCCUACCUGUGUUAUUGUCUUGUUGUCCCCCACACCGAUAUCUAAACAUGGCCGUAGCCUUGUAACAUAUUUUGUGCAAUAAUUUUGUAUGAUAUGUAGGGUGAGUGCAAAAGUUUCCCAACUCACACCAUAGGCCCAAAGAAACGAAUAACUGACCAGUUUCUAUUCCAAGAGCCAAAGUAGCAAAAACCACCGUGUAUUAUAUUCGACAACUGUUUUGCCUUUAUGUUUAUAAUUUAAAAUGUAGAUUUAUUAUUGUUACCCGAAAAUAAAAAACGUACACAAUUAUAACAGCCCUUCGUGUUAACCUACCGGAGCUUCCUAAAUGUUGACAUUAAUCAAUAACUUCGUUCGGAUGAGAUUGCUGCUUUUUUCCACCUACCUCCUACAUAUACAGGGUGUUUUCUAAUCGAAUCUCAAUAAUUAAGAAAACUUCAUAUGAACAUAUGCCCUAAACGUCAGAGAUGCGGGGAUGGUACGCCAUAUACUGGGUGCCACAAGAAAGUGGGACCACUAUAACUUUUAAACCGCUUGAGAUGGCGAUUUUAAAUUUGGAAUUGACAAAUUUUUGACAAAACACUUUCGGUUUGACCGGAAACGGCAGUAACUAUAAGGAAUCGGUGUACGUAGGAUAGGACGGUUUU